This is a messenger RNA of Vanessa atalanta (red admiral), 3676 nucleotides long. RefSeq names its product cationic amino acid transporter 2-like. Lineage: Eukaryota; Metazoa; Arthropoda; Insecta; Lepidoptera; Nymphalidae. Gene Ontology annotation, molecular function: amino acid transmembrane transporter activity. The record is from RefSeq and is a predicted model, not a curated record. Gene Ontology annotation, biological process: amino acid transport; transmembrane transport. The transcript is spliced from 15 exons. Bases 230 to 3316 code for a protein of 1028 amino acids. Gene Ontology annotation, cellular component: plasma membrane.
UGCCGCGUCGAGACAAUCUUGACUUGUUUUCAAAUUAAACUAAUUCUAGAAGGGAAUGAGUCAGAAUCUGAAAACAUUUUUGUUAUAAUUUAUGUGAAUGUGAUUGUGAAGUGGUACAGUUACGAGUGCAAAUGUUACGAAUCCAGGCGAAUGAGUUUGGGUUUUGCUAACAUUCCAAAUGCGGGAUCAGGGGACUCUAGAACAGGGGGCAACAGGUCUGGGCUGAUCAAUGGCAGGCAAAUGGAACUCCUUCUGCAGGAUCCUGCAUCGGAGACGAGUCUUCGAACCUGACCAGCUGAAUACAGGAAAUUUGAAGAGAUGCCUCUCAGUAUGGGACCUCACUGCGCUCGGCGUGGGCAGUUCACUCGGCGUCGGCGUGUACGUACUGAUUGGCUCCGUAGCCCGGCACCUAGCUGGACCCUCCAUAAUAUUAUCUUUUCUAAUUGCAGCUGUCGCCGCGAUAUUCGCUGGUAUGUGUUAUGCGGAAUUCGGCUCCAGAGUGCCCAAAGCGGGAUCUGCUUAUAUUUACACUUACGUGACGGUGGGAGAGUUCGUCGCUUUCGUCAUCGGCUGGAAUAUGAUUCUUGAGGCGGUUUUUGGCACAGCAAGCGUAGCACGUGGCCUCAGCAUGUAUGUAGACUCGAUGACGAAUAACACCAUGUCAGUCUGGUUCGAAUCGUUCGCGCCGAUGUAUUCUACAAAUUUUUCGCCGUAUUUCGACUUCUUCUCCUUCUUCAUAGUGAUCAUUCUAGGGGUUCUGCUUGCUUUCGGCGUCCGCGAAUCGACUCUCGUAAACAACGUGUUCACCGCUGUCAACAUCGUGGUCAUCUUGUUUAUUAUCAUCGCUGGGGCGUUCAAAGCGGACGUCAACAAUUGGAGCAUAGCACCGGAACCCACACAAGAGAACGAGGACCGCGGCGAAGGUGGCUUCUUUCCUUACGGUGUGUGGGGGAUGCUAAAAGGUGCAGCGGUGUGUUUUUAUGGCUUCGUGGGUUUUGAUAGCAUCAGCUCAACUGGAGAGGAGGUGCGGGACCCGCGUAGAGCUAUCCCAUUAUCAAUAAUGGGCACCCAAGUGAUCGUGUUUGUGGCGUACGCAGCCGUAGCCACGAUAGUAACGAUGAUGAUGCCUUACUACUUGCAGGAAAAGGUCGCUUCCGUCGCAACCUCGUUCACAUACGUCGGCAUGGACUGGGCGCGCUGGGUCGUUACGGUUGGCGCCAUAGUAGGGAUCACUGCUAGUUUGUACGGUUCCAUUUUCCCCUUACCUCGCUUGCUGUAUUCGAUGGCAUCGGACGGUCUUCUGGUGCAUUGGUUUGCGCGUGUGACCACUAAAAGGAAAUCACCGAUGAUAGCCACAUUAUUGUCGACUAUUAUUAUAGCUAUUUUAGCAGCGAUUUUGGAACUGAACGAGUUAAUUUUAAUGAUGUGCAUUGGAACUCUGUUAUCGUACACCGUAGUCGCGUGUUGCGUUAUUAUACUAAGAUAUCGAUCAGCGAGUGUAUCAGAUUCGAGUUAUGUCAAGCAGAUGUUCGGUCUCGGUCUCAAGGCACCGACUAAAGCCACAUCAUUCAUAAUGAAUACUUCGCUGAUAUUAUUUAUUUGUACGUGUGUAACGUCAGGUCUAGUGAUCCAUCACGUUGAAUAUCCUAUCGUGUACAUAGCGAUACUACACUCAAUAGCGUUGUUUCUGAUCAUCGUCAUGACAAUGCAGCCCCAAUUAAAAGAGGAGUUGACAUUUAAGACUCCCUUAGUACCCCUUGUGCCAUGUUUAAGUAUCUACGUCAACAUUAAUUUAAUGAUGCUGAUUAAACUGCAGACCUGGAUUCGCGUCAUCAUUUGGAUGGCGAUUGGUAUACCAAUUUAUUUCCUAUGCGUAUAUUGUUAUAAGCAAAAUGUUGAAGAUAAUCUUCAAGAUAACAUUAACGCUUGUGUAAAUAUGAAUGUGAACGGGAAAGCACCGGUUCAAAUAUAUGUUGUGUCACCGACGCCUUCUGAUACUAUAUCACGUAGUAACAAAGGAGGAGAUCAAAUUAUAGAACAAGAUGAUCGAAUACAAGUAAUAGAUGAGAAAUCACAAGAGGAUAUCGUUAUUAAUAAAGUUCCGUUUAUAACUGAAGAAGUUAUAAUACAACAUGCUUAUUACGAAGAUAACGAAGAGAAGGAAGCUAAGAUAAUAGAUUUGUUGGAUCAAGUUUUGCAAGCGGAAGAAGAUUCUUAUGCGGAAAUAUUGAGUUUAAAAGAGAGCAAUGAAGAAGAAGAAAACGUUACAAAAGAACAAGAAAACGUUACUCAUAGAAAAUCCUUGAGUGAGUUAUCUGACGCUGGUUCGGAUGCAUCUAUGGGUAAUCAAGUGUUAUCUAAAUAUGAUGUUAUCGCUGAAGUCCACAGAGAAGAUUUGCCAAUAGUUAACGAAGAAGAAGAAAGAAGCGAUAGAGAAGAAACUGAAAUAAAUCAAGAAAAUGACGACAUAAUUGAAUACGAAGACAAUACUGCUUGUAAUGAUAGUGAUACUAAUUCACAAACUGAUGAAUCUGGAUACUCAGAUACUAUCGAUAAAACAGUGCUCUGCGAAUCUGUUGAUAAUUUAAAAGACGACGAACCAAAAAUACCUGUUCCACCGCCUUUAGACGAAAACUAUUUUGCGAAUCCAUCUUUCAAAAAAUCCUAUACUAUAUCAGUGAGGCCACCUAAACCUAGAACAGGAGAUUCGGAAGAAGAAGGUAAAAUCAUACCUAGAGCAAGUGUUCAAUCUAAUUCUUCUUAUGAUGAUACACCGAUGGUGUUUGGAAGUGAUAAGCAAAUGAGUUUUAUGUCGAAAUUGAAUAAUAUAUUUCAAAAUAAAAUAGCGUCUGAAAAUGACGAACAAACUCAUAGAAGAAGAUCUAAUUCUACGGGUAAUCCUAUCGAUAAUACCGAACUUGCGUCUUAUAAAAACCGACCUUCAAUAUUUUUCGAUCUGAAAAAAGAAAUAACAUCACAAAAAGCGGCACAAAAUUUACGUCCUGUAAAUGUAGAAACUAUUAAGCAGCAAGAAACCGAUGAUGAGGAUACAGACACAAGUCUAAGUCGAGAAGAUUUAAAAUCAAAAUUAGAGACUUUAUUUGCAGCAGGAGGUCCAAAGUUAUCUAAGUCUAGAAUUAUGAAAUCAAAUCCACCGACACCCGAAGAGUCUUAUCAAACCGACACGUCUAGUACUGAAAGCAUACCAAAUAUGCCCAAAAUAGAGAAAAACGAUACGUUAGGAAGGCAAAGGACAAAGUUUGGUGAAGUUUUGAAUUCAUUUCGAUUAACUCUAAACAAGGAUGAUAACGUGUGACGGACGUUAAAGAAAUAGAGGAAAAUACAACGAAACAAACUAAUACGUGGACGAGAGGUAUAAUAUGAGAUUCGGGUGCAUGAACCUAGUCUUAUGUAUAAGUGCCUUACUUAAAAUAAUUUUUUUAAUAAUUUUUGAAAGUACUUUUUAAAUUGAUACUUAAUAUUACUAUUUAACAAUCGAAUUCUAGUUAAGCAAGUCAAAUUUUCGUAACAUCAGCUAAUAGAACCAUUAAAUAUUGUAAAGACUGAAGUUUCAUGUAAUAAUAAAAAAAUCUGUUAGUCUUACCCUAUCGUCAUUUUUAGUUUACCUUUAAGUAUAUAAAUUAUGACUUAGAAUUAAACAAUAUUGAUAAGACAA